GAAGAGGGACACAGAGAGUGAGACAGAAAGAAGAGGAAGAGACAGAGAGUGAGACAGAGACAGAAGAGGGAGAGAGACAGGAGGAAGAGAGAGAGAGACAGGAAGAAGAGAGAGACAGAGAGAGCUGAACAACAUGAAGCCAGAGGAUGAAACUGUCACUCUGCUGACCUGAAGCUACAAGCUGUCUGUCUGUCGGUCCGUCUACCUGCAGACAUGUCCUCCCGAGCUGAGAGUAAGACAGCUUCCCAGUUUGUGUCUCUGACCUUGAAGCUGAAGGAUAAGCUCCACCCAACACGCAUCAGACGAUCUGAGCGAAUCAAACACACCCCGUCACAGAGAGUCAAGCCAGCUGACCUAAACUUAAACGAACACACACAAUGCAAGUCGGUGUGUGUGCUGGCCGACCAGCAGCGAGCUGUCGUCAGCUCUCUACAGUACUUCAAAGCUCUGGUGGACAGACUGGCGCUGGACAAACUGGCCCGAGAUCAGUCUGUAGUGGGCGGGCUGCUGGGCGGGGCGUCCAGCAGUGUCCUGGAGGCGGUCCAGACUCUGGUUCAGCUGGAGCCACACCUGCACAACAGUAAGACAAUCUCUGCCUGUCUUACUCGUCUCUACCAGUCUGUGGCUCAGCUGAUUCGCUGGGCAGAUCAGGUGAUGCUGCAGGGCGUCGCCCCCGACAACAAAGAGUCCACAGCGAGUGUUACCACGGUGAUCAGAGCAGUGCUGGAUGGGAUCAAGGAACUUGUUCGAUUGGCUGCAGAGAGACAACACAGCCCCGCCCCUCUGUCUCCUGUCCAAUCACAGCCAGUGGUGGGACAGACAGGUGGGUGUGAUGAGCUGCAGAUCUCAGACAGAACCUCCACCUGCAGUAGUCCAGGACAGGAGGAGGAGGAGACGGUCUCAGCUCCUCCUAAACCUCCAAUGCCCUUCUCAGAGCCCCAGGUGACCCCCACACCUGGCCUCAGUCCUCCAGCUCUGCCUCCUAAAAAGCGUCAGUCAUUAGGCCCUGCCCCCUGCAGGGUUGCCAUAGUAGCACCAAUGAUGCGAGAGCCUGCUGCAGACAGACAGGUAGAACAGGAGGAUGACUGUUUGAAGCGUUGCUCUUCUUCCUCUGCAGACUCUGCUGCUGACAGCACGAACUGUGAGGAGGAUCCAGACUAUGACUUCCUCCACACUGACCUCUCCUCCUCUGACAACCUCCCUCCUCUUCCUCACCCCUCCUCCCUGCCCCCCGCCUUGCCAGAGAAGAGACGCCGCAGCGCUGCAGGUGUAAUCAACUCUGAGGCCUCGACUUCUUUUGGAUUUGAACCCGACCCUCAGGAUGACAGCCCCGCCCACUCUGAUGAUGUCACUAGUCCUGAUGAGCCGACGUUGUCUCCUCUGUCCCCCAGCAAGACGCCCCCUCCCCUCCCUGAAAAGAAACGACACAUUCAUCAGUACCUUCAGUUCUGCUCAUCGUACAGCGCUCCGUCAGCAGCUAUGUUCUACCAGCGACCUUUGACCUCCAGUCAGAGACACGGCAGCAGGCUGCGGGAGGUGGAGACAGCUUACCAGCUCAGGGACACACACCUGGACACGCACACGCUGGACUCACCUGAGCUGCUUCCUGUACCCGUUUUACCACCGAAGAAGAGACAGCAGGAAGCAGAUGAUGAGAGUGAGGAGAGGCAGAGCAUGGACAGGGUCCAGCUGGAGGAGGUGCUGCUGACCGACCAGCAGGAGAUCCUCAACAGAAUCACCAUGAAGCCUGAGGAGGAGGAGGGGCCUGACGUGAAGGCAGCUUCUCCUGACAUCCUAUUGGUCUACGCUACAGAGACGGACAGCGUCAGUGGUGAGUGGACCGGCAGCCCUGAACCACACGAUCUGUACCGUGAAGCCUUCCUCUCCACCUACAGGGGCUUCAUCAGCCCCAGUGAUGUCAUCAGUAAGCUGCAGCACAGGUACAGACACCUGAGUGAAGGAGGAACACCUGCAGACCAGACAGCUGCCAGCAACACAUUUCACCUGCUGGUCACAGUGGUGGAGGAGCUGUGUGCAAUGGAGCUGGACUCUGAUUUGCUGCUCCUGCUGAUGGACCUCGUGUUCAGCCUCCUGAUUGGUGGAGAGCUGGGACCUGCCCAGCAGCUGCGCUCCAACAUCCUCUCCAAGAUGGAGCAGAGGUGGCAGCUGAUUAGCUCUCCUCAGUCAGUCCGCCCGCUUGCAGCUAGAGGCGUGGCUGCCAGACCAGGAACUCUGCUGGACUUCAGGAGUCAGGACUUAGCCGAACAGCUGACACUGAUGGACUCUGAGCUCUUCUACAAGAUCGAGCUUCCAGAGGUGUUGCUGUGGUCUAAAGAGCAGAAUGAGGAGAAGAGUCCUAACCUGACUCAGUUCACUCAACACUUCAACAACGUCUCUUUCUGGGUUCGUUCGGUCAUCAUUCUUCAGGACAAACCUCAGGACAGAGAAAAACUGCUGCUCAAGUUCCUGAAAACCAUGAAGCACCUGAGGAAGCUGAACAACUUUAACUCGUACCUGUCCAUCCUGUCAGCACUGGACUCCGCCCCCCUGCGACGCCUUGACUGGCAGAGAAACACAGCUGAGGCUCUGGAGGAGUACAGUUCUUUGAUUGACAGCUCAUCGUCUUUCAGAGCAUACAGAGCUGCUCUGGCUGAGGUGGAACCGCCCUGUAUACCCUACCUGGGUUUGAUCCUUCAGGACUUGACCUUCGUCCAUCUUGGGAAUCCUGACGUGUUGAUGACACCUCAGGGUUCAAAGGUCAACUUCACUAAACGCUGGCAGCAGUUCAACAUCCUGGACACUCUGAGGAGCUACCAGCAAGUCAGUCGAUAUUCUCUGCAGCCGAAUGAUGACAUCAUAUCCUUCUUUAAUGACUUUAGUGAUCACCUGGCAGAGGAGGCAUUAUGGGAACUCUCUCUCCGGCUCCGGCCAAGAAAUGCCCCUCGAGCAAUUCAGAGAUGACGUGCUAAACGAGCUGAAACAGGUUCAACCUGGAUCGUCCCAAGGCUAACAGGUGCUAGCUUUAUGCUAACAGGUUGAUACUGAGGGAUGUGGUUGAUUCACCUGGUGCCAGCUGACCUGGGCAACAUGGUCUGGAGGUCUGCUGAUGUGUCACAGAAAUAAAGACUGGUCACAGACUGAGAUAAUCACAGCUAAUAGUGUGCUGCCAUGCUGAUAUGGAUGGGUCAAGCCAUUUGAUAGACACAUGGGUCCCAGUGGGUGUGGCCUCGGCCCAUAUGGACCUCAGAACUGUUUGUGUCAUCUCUUAUUUCAAUAAAUCACAGCUCACCUUUCUGUGA
This is a messenger RNA of Acanthopagrus latus (yellowfin seabream), 3299 nucleotides long. RefSeq names its product rap guanine nucleotide exchange factor 1-like. NCBI's taxonomy places the organism in Eukaryota, Metazoa, Chordata, Actinopteri, Spariformes, Sparidae. The transcript is spliced from 23 exons. The record is from RefSeq and is a predicted model, not a curated record. Gene Ontology annotation, molecular function: guanyl-nucleotide exchange factor activity. Gene Ontology annotation, biological process: Ras protein signal transduction; positive regulation of GTPase activity. The coding region runs from base 214 to 2961 and encodes 915 amino acids. Gene Ontology annotation, cellular component: plasma membrane.